This is a messenger RNA of Salmo salar (Atlantic salmon), 4341 nucleotides long. NCBI's taxonomy places the organism in Eukaryota, Metazoa, Chordata, Actinopteri, Salmoniformes, Salmonidae. The record is from RefSeq and is a predicted model, not a curated record.
CAUGAUAUCUUUCUAGCUUCAUUGACUGUGUUUAGAGUUUACAUUUCCUUGUCCAAUGAACUGUGAGGUUAAAAUAAUUCAACUGUCUACCAAUGCCGAUGACUUCUAUGCCUACUUACAAUUAUCAUUCCCUGGUCGCCGGUUUACCUGGGCAGGGGUCCCUGGGUAAGAAACGUUUUAAAACCCCUAACCGAGCCCCGAGCCAAAUGGCCUAUCCUUGCCAGAGAGCAUUAGCUUAAAUUCAUUGUCGAUCUAAUAAUUGAAAACUGAAUCGACCCCAACACUGUAACACUGCUUGCGCGUCUUAUAUUAUAACAUCGCAAGGCGAAAGGUUACAAUUUGUGGUAUAUUUUCUUGUAGGCCAAAUGUGAGCAGUAACAAAAGCGCGGGAGGAAACGGAUAGCAUGCACCUGUCUCGGCUGUUUCCCUGUUAUGUGCAGUCCAUCGGUCCGGUUUGGUAGGGUGUGUACUAUCCGGGAUCCUUGGGACUUCUCUACCCACUUGAAGUUGACAUUUAAAAUGGUUAAGGUUAGGUAAGGGUUAGGGUACGGUACUGUCCUGUCUGGAUAGCGCGUGUCGGUUUGCUCUUGGUUUGUUUUUCAAAUAUCACAUAGGCUAGUGGUGAUUCUAUUUAAUAUGAUAUCGGUUUGGUAAACCUUUAGAAGCCGAUGUAGGCUAACGGUAGCGACUUACAAAUGCUGCCUAAAUUAAGCAGAAUCCAUUGCCAUUAGUGGAAACCAAGACUGUUCUCAGGGAAGGCCUGGUUGUAGCUAGAUAUUUUCGAUUUGCGUCAGGGACAAUUUUUGCAUUUGAGCUAACCCUUUUCCUAGCCUUAAUCGAAUUAUCCUAACCUGUCACGUUCAUCCUAACCUAAAUGUGGCGCCAUGUCGAUGGACGUUAGGUUAACUCGUUGACUGACAUUUCCUACAGAGUGAAAAAUGUGUUAGGGCAGGCGAUUUACGUCAACAAGUAAGUAAGCAAUAAUGGACCAAGCAACCACAAGUUGUACCACUAGUAUCUGAAGUGUUCCUCAUGAGGAGGGCUACAACGAAACGGUCCCUAGCCCUGGGGCAGCAGUACUCGUCUCUGGGCUCCCAACCCAUUCUGUGCGGCUCCAUCCCUGGCCUGGUGCCCAAGCAGCUGCGCUUCUGUCGCAACUACAUCGAGAUCAUGCCCAGCGUGGCUGAGGGCGUGAAGCUGGGCAUCCAGGAGUGCCAGCACCAGUUCAGGGGCCGGCGUUGGAACUGUACCACCAUCAAGGACAACUUAGCCAUCUUCGGCCCUGUGCUGGACAAAGCGACCAGAGAGUCGGCGUUUGUCCACGCCGUCGCCUCAGCAGGGGUGGCGUUUGCUGUGACUCGGUCCUGCGCCGAGGGCACGUCCACCAUGUGUGGCUGUGACUCCCACCACAAGGGUCCCCCGGGGGAGGGCUGGAAGUGGGGCGGCUGCAGCGAGGACGCUGAGUUCGGGGUGCUGGUGUCCAGAGAGUUUGCCGAUGCCAGAGAGAACCGCCCUGACGCGCGCUCUGCUAUGAAUCGGCACAACAACGAAGCAGGACGCACGACCAUCCUGGACCACAUGCACCUGCGCUGUAAAUGCCAUGGCCUGUCGGGCAGCUGUGAGGUGAAAACAUGCUGGUGGGCGCAGCCCGACUUCCGCAUGCUGGGCGACUACCUGAAGGACAAGUACGACAGCGCCUCGGAGAUGGUGGUGGAGAAGCACCGCGAGUCGCGCGGCUGGGUGGAGACGCUGCGUGCCAAGUACGCCUUCUUCAAGCACCCCACGGAGCGCGACCUGGUCUACUACGAGGGCUCACCCAACUUCUGCGAGCCCAACCCGGAGACGGGCUCAUUCGGCACGCGCGACCGCUCCUGCAAUGUGUCCUCGCACGGCAUCGAGGGCUGCGACCUGCUCUGCUGCGGCAGGGGCCACAACACUCGGACUGAGAAGCGCAAGGAGAAGUGCCACUGCAUCUUCCACUGGUGCUGCUACGUCAGCUGCCAGGAGUGUGUGCGCGUCUACGAUGUGCACACGUGCAAGUGAGAGCCUGUGCGCUCGCUCGGACAGAAUGAUGGACCACAGCGGCCAUCGCAGACACACUGCAGUCAUCGCAUGCAUACAGACUUAAGUACAGACAGACACCAAUGGGGAAUGGCAUUUCUGUACUGGAACUCUAUACUUCUGGACCCUUGUAAUACAAAUGUCCCUCAUAUCCUUCUUCCAAGCCCUGCAUCCUCCAUAUGGGAUGGCCACAUUUCCACUGGAACAAUCUCAGUCAGUUUGACCAGUUCCCAUUCCUGCAGUAUUGGGCCAUGACCCCUUCUUUAUUUAUUCCCCCCCCACACACACACACACACGGCUGUGGUACCGAACGUGAAAUCAUUGCAGUAACCGAUGACUUUCCAGACCAUUGCUAUCGAAUGGACAUCUUUUUAACUAACACCUGAUUUCACCAGUCAAUCACCUGGCUGGUCAACUAAAGCAGUUCCCCAACGUCACUCCUCAAUCCAAACAGUACUGAACACACGGCGGCAGCCCAGGAACCUACCACUUUUAACUACUGAGCGGGCUGUUACUGGACCCUGCCCUAAACUAAGCUACUGAGCUGAUGAAAUCUCCACUUUCCCAACCCCUGUACUGAUACUGAACUGCAGCAGUCACCUAGCUGAGGUGCCUGGAAGAUGUGCUAGAGCGUGAUUUUAUAGCCCCACAUUUCUGAAAUAUUAGCAAUGGGCCGGGACUGGAGGUGGUAUGCAGGAAGGGACAUGUGCUCGAAACAAACAUGCUUGUUUCCACUCACGGACAUUUCUGUACAUGUAUGCACUAUUCAGCUGUACACGAACUGUCUGGAAGAGGUGAAACCUUAGCAAUUGUCAUUUAUGAGAGCAAAUGCAUUCUUCUUGUUGAUCUCAUUCAGAUCAGAUACACUUUUCUGGAAUUUCCCUUACAGUAUUUGAGGAAAUUAUAAUAUGUCAUAUAGAAGAAAACAUUCACAACAAACAGGUAGAGGGUUCAGGUUUAAAAGAUCGUACUUCAUUGGAUUAACAUUGAAUUCAUGCAUCACCAGGUCAUUUUGCACUUGCAAUAGGCCCAAUGCUAAUUAAUAAUUAUACUAACAGCAGGUCAUACUACAACAAUGAGAUAAUUAUAUCUAACACACCGAAGGUCCAUUUCAUUAGGUUCCUCAUAGUGCUGUGAAGUCCUUGUUCUAAGCUAAACCCUACUCACCAGUGAAAUGUGAUGACAAGUGGAGAAAGUAGAAAGUGUCAAGUCUUCAAUAGCCCCCUUUCCUCAUCUCCUUCCCUUAAUUGCCACUGAUGUGAAAUGUCUUAACAAUAGAAGCAAUAUGUUGGAAACUUGUUCAGAGACUACGUGUCUGUGGGAAACAAAUGGAGGAGACAAGGGUAAGAAGGUUAUGUAGCCUAUUGGGAUACAGCUGAUGUGAGCGAAAGUGUGUUUGUGCUGACUGCCAGUGACAGGGGUAUGAGGGUUAGGGGGAGGGAUGGCAGGCACGUGGGAUAAACUGUGAGAGGUUUCCACACAUGUUCUGACAGUCCUACGUGCUUCCUAUUCAUUAUAUUUAACAACAAAAAUACAAUUUACCCAGGUAGUAUAGGCUCCUCUCUGUGACAUACGGUAGCUUAGCAACUGCGUCCCCCUCUAAAAAGCCCUCCCUACCAGGGCACUUUGUCGUUCCUUCCUUUCCUGCCCGCUAUAUCCAAAGUUUUGUACAAAGGUUUUAAAGUUAAUAAUUCCCUUUUUAUUUUAUAAUCUGAAAAUGUGUUUUUAUAAAUAUUAUUUAUUAUACAAUGUGUAUAUAUCUGAACUAAGAUUAUAUAUUUGAAGAACAAAUUACUGUCUCGUGCUUUUGCUUAUUAGCCAGAGGUUCUUUUCUAAUCAUUUCAGUUUGUAAGCAUUGAUUCCUCUACAUUUCCUUACCAAAUCACGUAUAUAGACAUUGCACAUAACACUUUUGAACUCAUUUUUAAAGGGCAAGCUGCGAUGGUGUUCCAAACUGUCAUAGACAGUUAUCCAUGCUUAAUAAAUAGUCCGAUCCUCACUUUAAACUCAAAAUAAUGUCUCAAUCUGCUCUAGAACUCUGUGAAACGUCUGCAAUUUGUCUCGAUCAAGUUCAUUUCUCCCUGAUAAAAUCUAUAGGUGAACGACAAGUGCAUCUGCAUCAUCAAUCAAUAAUAUAUAUAUAUACACACACACAAUUAGAAAAGUACUGUACGAAAUGUUCAUGUGUCCAAUUUUAUUGCGAUAAUACAGCGUUCAAGACUUCAUUACAAAUAGAUUUUGUGAAGAAAAAAAAAAGCACACUGGUCACUGCAAAUAAUG